AACUGCGGGAGCGCCGCGCCGCCCACAGCCCCGCCGGGCAGCAGCGCCGGGCAGCAGCGGGCGGCAGCGCGGGCAGCACCGGACAGCGCCGGCAGCCCCCGCCGCCGGCAGCACCGGACAGCGCCGGGCAGGCUCCCCUCUCAGCGACAGCCACCGCUGGGCAUCUCGGCGGAGAGAUGAACCCCGCCGUCGGCAUCGCUGUCAUCCUGACAGUCCUCCAGGCUGCCCACUGCCAGAUGAUCAAGGACCUGAGUGCCUGCCUGCUGGGCCAGAGCCUCCGGGUGGACUGCCGUUAUGAGAACAAAACCAGCAACCCCCUGACCUACGAGUUCAGCAUCACCAAGGACAACAGGAAGCAUGUCAUCCACAGCACCAUCAGUGUCUCCGAGAACGUCUACCGGAGCCGAGCCAACGUCACCAUGCACAAGAACCUGGUGUGCCUCUACCUGCAGAGCUUCACCACCAGUGAUGAGGGUGUCUACAUGUGCGAGCUGAGGGCCACCAAUGACUACACUAUCAACCAGAUAAAGAAUAUCACUGUCAUCAAAGACAAACUGGAGAAAUGCGCCGGCUUCAGCCUCUUGAUCCAGAACACUUCGUGGCUCCUGCUGCUUCUCCUUUCCCUGCCUCUCCUGCAAGCCGUGGACUUCGUGUCCCUGUGAAAGGAAAAGUGCGCACGCACACACGCACGCACACACGCACGCACACACCGAGUACCCCAGCAAACCCACCUCCCCCACCAGAACGCAGCCCUUGGAAAGAGAAGCUGAACCAUUUGGAACAAGUGAACUCUCUCUGUGUUAUCUCUAUAUAGCCGUAUACCUAAUGCUAACCACCGUCCUGUGCCAAGACCUGACAUCACACGCACACAUGCCCUGCUCCAAAGCAUGGUGGCGCCGCUAGGCAGUGUUGCUUCUCCCAUCGCACCUCCCCGCUCAGUAGGCUGGCUGGUUUGCUCAUGCUGGAGCCUCAGCCCCGCACAGCCUGCUUCUCCCAUCCCUUUAACUUUCGGGGAUUGCCUGUUCUCAGCUGGGGAAAGACAGCUAAACUGGCAGGUAAGAGAGAGAGAUGAUACAAGAGUGUGCGGACGGGUCCCUGUGCUGGGUGCUGUGCCCACAGCCCCCAGAGGAGACAGGGCUGCCGGCACCCCUGACCCACCCUGCCUGCUAGCCAAGUGACUUACGGAUUUCUCAGCCUGCUCCUCUAGCCCUGAGUCACCCUGAGCUGCCGCGAUGGGGAGGCAGCACAAGGCGAGUCCUAUCUCAGAGCAAGUAGGGAAGAGACAGAGGGAGCAGGGGAGGCACAAGUUGAUAACUGGGCCUGGCCAGGCUGGGAGAAGAGAGGGGAGCAGGUCUGGAAGACGCCUGUCAAAUGCCUCUGCCACCUUAGGGCUCUUCUGGGGCCCUGGGAGGGAGCUCACUGCAAACGUGCUUUGGCAACAAGUUUUUCCUAGUCUGUUUUUUACAGCUGAGCUGGAAGUGAGGCCUUCUCUAGACAUCGUCUGGUACCUUUGGGCUGCCCAAGCCUGAGACACGGCUUACUCUCCCCAGGAACCAGCCCUUAGCUGUGACGAGAGAAUUGCUGCCAGCAUCUGCUCACAGUGGAGGCAAGCAGAGCCUCUCUGAGCUAGCUACAGCCCUGCCUUUGCCCCUGCUCCCCUCCCCAAGGGUCCCGGAGCUGGAUCUAGGCAGGCUGGUGGGGAGGGGGCUCCCUUAUGGGAGCGUGACGCCAAGGUCUCCUCUGCACUGUCACCCUGUCUUCCCCAGGGAACAUCUGGAGGCCCCAAUCCUUCCUCAUGGCACACAUUGCGGUACCUGGCCCUGGGUGGGCUCAGCAGCCUUCCUCCAGCACAGUCUUCCUCCAGUCCCACCGUGCAGCUGGAAGAAACCCAUGUGCCCCCUCUCUUCUCCCUCCUCCCUUUCAACAUUAUCCUGUCUCCAUUUAAGGGCAGAAAAGGGCCUAAGGGCAGCCCAGCUCUUGGCCACCCAGGAUGUUCCCAGGGGUCAGCGAGAGUGUGGAGACGGACACCAAGCAACAGCCCACAUCUGCCAGCCCAGGCCUUCUCCAAUGCCCCACAGGACCCCGAGGAGCCAGUGGGCCUGCUGCUCUGGUCUCCCUGAAACCUGGCGGCUCCUGGCAAGGAGCAGCCCAGUCAGCCAUGGGGAGAGAGACCGGAGGGCUGGCCCUGCUGCACCCUCCCCCAGGGAAGGGCACGGGGGCAGGGGAAGGUGCAGGCAGGAGCAUCCGGGUCCAUGGGGUGAACCUCAGCCCUGCUGAGCUAUCCGUGCAGCUGCUCCCCACUCCUUGCUCUUCUCCAAACACCGUGAGCUGCUUCUUACCCCAUGCCCAUCCCUGCCUGCUUGCUUGCUGUCUAGUGCUGCUGAGGCCAUGUAUAGCUGAGGUCUGGCUGUGCCCAGCUCCCUGGGCUUGCUGGUGAGCGCCGGGGCAGGCACAGAGCCCAGCCGGCAGAGCGCGGAUGCGUCUCAAAUCUCAUUUUUUUUGUGAGCAUUUGUAGUUGUUUCCACAGCUUGUCGUAAAAGAAAUUCUGUUAAGGGGGGGAAAAAAUGAACCCUACAAAAAGCAACAACAAAAAAACUUAUUCUCCAGGAGUGUUCCUCUCUCUGCACAAUAAAGCCCUGGGUUGUGUGUCGGA
Molecule: messenger RNA, 2653 nt
Organism: Phalacrocorax carbo (great cormorant)
Lineage: Eukaryota; Metazoa; Chordata; Aves; Suliformes; Phalacrocoracidae
Source: RefSeq, a predicted model, not a curated record